AUGUCUAGAGGAAGAAACACUGACUUCAUGGUUUCCUGGAACUCGAAGCCAGUUGACGAGAAGGAAAUAUCUGUCCGGUCUUUACGAACGAAAUUCCCGCACAUAUGGCUGCGUGACUCAUGCCAAUGUCCCUCCUGUGUCCACACAUCAACUCUGCAGAAACUUCACAGGACGUCUGAUAUUUCGUCUGAUAUGCAUCCCGUCCCUAACGGUGUCACAACGACUCACGAAGGCGUGCACGUCAAAUGGAAGGACGGACACGAGUCUAUUUACCAUUAUUCAUUUCUCGAAAGGCACUCUUCCUCUGCGGCACUUUCUCGCUAUCACAAAGAUCAAGAAACGAAGAUGUGGGAUGGCCAAUCGAUAGCCAAAACAGAUAAUCUAUUUCUGCCUUAUGAUUCCCUACGAAAUACUUCCAGCCUGCUAUCUGCCAUCACCCAACUCACCCAGUUCGGUCUGCUCUUCGUCACUGGUGUGCCCAAUCACGAACACGAUAACCAGACAUGCGAGCUACGCCGUCUCGCCAAUACCUUUGGUGAACUUCGCGAAACAUUCUACGGAGAACUCUGGGACGUUAAGAAUGUCCGAAACAGCCGCAAUAUAGCAUACACAAAUCUGAACCUAGAUCUACAUAUGGAUCUCCUAUAUUUCCAACACCCACCUCGUUACCAGAUUCUGCACUGUCUACGGAAUCGUGUCUUGGGCGGUACUUCCGUUUUUGUGGAUGCCUUCCACGUAGCGUCGACGCUGCGUUCAUCGAACCCCGCGGAUUUCGAUACACUAGCCAACACUCCUGUACCUUUCCACUACGUCAACGACGGCCACCAUCUACAUUUCGAGCAUCCCACAAUUGAACUCGCUUCCCCUUCUCCCGCAACAUCGUCCCCAAAUUCCAGUCUGGACGCUUCAACCCAGGAUAAAAUCCAGAUUCAACACAUCAACUAUUCCCCACCGUUCCAAGCCCCUCUCCUUCUUCAUUCGACGCCACCCACGUUUUACCCCGCCCUCAAGCGAUUCGCUACUCUUUUGGAUGAUCCUAUCAACCGGUUUGAAUACACACUUCGCGAAGGCGAUGCAGUCUUAUUCGAUAACAGACGUGUCCUACAUGCUAGGACAGCUUUCAGUAAUCCCGAGGAUAAUAAUUCUGAAAAGGAUGGUGAGCCUAAUCGAUGGCUCAAGGGAUGUUACCUCGAGGCGGACGCUAUUUUAGACCGCGCGAGAGUGAUGAGAACAAGUGCAGAGGUAAACUCUACAAAAAUAGAAUAGAUGUAUCACAGACAUGAAUAUCAAUGAUCUGAAUCAUUU
Messenger RNA from Serpula lacrymans var. lacrymans S7.9, 1305 nucleotides. RefSeq lists its product as uncharacterized. Gene Ontology annotation, molecular function: oxidoreductase activity. The transcript has 3 exons. The record is from RefSeq and is a predicted model, not a curated record. NCBI's taxonomy places the organism in Eukaryota, Fungi, Basidiomycota, Agaricomycetes, Boletales, Serpulaceae. Gene Ontology annotation, cellular component: mitochondrion. The coding region runs from base 1 to 1266 and encodes 421 amino acids. Gene Ontology annotation, biological process: carnitine biosynthetic process.